Messenger RNA from Saccostrea cuccullata (small rock oyster), 721 nucleotides. RefSeq names its product UPF0561 protein C2orf68 homolog. The record is from RefSeq and is a predicted model, not a curated record. The transcript has 4 exons. Lineage: Eukaryota; Metazoa; Mollusca; Bivalvia; Ostreida; Ostreidae. The coding region runs from base 36 to 425 and encodes 129 amino acids.
AUAAAUAACGCAUGAUCUAGUCAGAAAAAAACAACAUGGCUACUGGUCUUCGAUCGAAGCUCGAUAUGAAACAUGGUUUUAUGAAAAGCAUAAUACAAAAUCAAGUUUCCAGAGAUACAUAUGAUAAGGAAGUGAAAGCUAAACUUAAUGAGAAACCAAGACAUCGGCAAAAUAAAGCAAAGAAACCUGAUAUUAAUGUGUACAUCCCACCUACAAAGUUGAAAGAAAUUUUCCUACUGGAAUUUGAAGAUAAGGAUGGAACUAUAUACAGGACAUCUGUGUGUAAGAAUGAUAGUGCAAGUGCCAUUGCUCAGAAAAUCGGAGAGGAGAGGAAUCUACCUGCUGACUUCAUAGCAGCAUUAGAAGAACGACUGGACCAUGAAAUAUCCCUUCGUGAAAGUCACGAGUCCGACUCAAACAGCUGAGUGUCCGUACAACCAGUCAUUGUUGGCUAGCCAUGCCUUCCUUCUGAGGCCUUGUGUGGCAUUAGGCAUUCCAAGAUUUAGCUACGUGGAUGUGUGAUAGCAUUGUUUCUCCAAAACACAGAAGACCAAAGACUGAAGUUUAAAAAUUCAGUACAUGAACAUAUUCAAGAGGAAAAUGCUUUGAAAUUUCACUUAUAUGUUCAGGAAAUGCUGUAACAGUACCAUUAGCUUUUCCCCUGCAUCUCAGUUAUAAAAUGUUUGUUACAUGCUUUCUUGAUAAACUGAUUUUUAGAGAA